Humulus lupulus (European hop) is the source of this 1693-nucleotide messenger RNA. RefSeq names its product grpE protein homolog 2, mitochondrial-like. Gene Ontology annotation, biological process: protein import into mitochondrial matrix; protein folding. NCBI's taxonomy places the organism in Eukaryota, Viridiplantae, Streptophyta, Magnoliopsida, Rosales, Cannabaceae. Gene Ontology annotation, molecular function: protein homodimerization activity; adenyl-nucleotide exchange factor activity; protein-folding chaperone binding. Bases 152 to 877 code for a protein of 241 amino acids. The transcript is spliced from 5 exons. Gene Ontology annotation, cellular component: PAM complex, Tim23 associated import motor. The record is from RefSeq and is a predicted model, not a curated record.
UUUUCUGCUAUUACAAGGAUAGUAUUCAAAUUUAGAUAUAUGUGGACUCCUAAAACAGUGCUUUUAUCAGUGGAGUGACUAUUGCAAUUUAGCACUUAUUAAUGUUUUUCCUUAAUUUCAGUUGUUGACUAGAUGACCAUCACUACAAAAAAUGAGAGGCCUAAGAGAUUUUAGAUUCUUACAGAGGCAAAUAGAAGACUGGUUGUCCAAGAAGAUUGUUGCCUUUUUCUUUAACAUUUUUAGUUAUUGCAGUAGUCCUCGGGGGACCAUCCCCAGGAGCUCCUUGCUCCUCUCUUCUCCACAAACUAACCACCUUUCGAAUCUCUCCAAUCAGUUUCAUUCCCUUGUCAACGAAUCCUCCAUCAAGUUGGCUCCUGGUCAGGUGUCUCUAUUCCAUCUGAGUUCUUCUCCCUUUCAAAGAUUUGGUUUUGCUUUUUCUGCGUCCCCCGAGACUUCUGAAAAAGAACAUGGGAGUAAUUCAGAGAAUAAUGGAGAUGCUAAAGUCUCCAGUCAAGCCGCCUCUGAGCAGAGUGAUGUUGCUGAUCAGACAAAAGAAUCAGGUUCUAUAUCAGAUUCUCAGUCUACUAUGUCUAAUAAUGUGAAAACAAGGAGAAGAACUAAGCGAGCAGCAUUUUCUUAUUCAAAUUCCGACGAGGAUUUGAGUGUAGAUGAUCUCGUGAAACUUGUGGCUGAGAAGGAAGAGCUUUUGAAGCAGAAGCAUAAAGAGAUUGAGAAAAUGCAAGAUAAAGUCCUCAGAAGCUAUGCGGAAAUGGAGAAUGUCAUGGACAGGACACGACGUGAAGCAGAGAACUCGAAACAAUUUGCCAUUCAGAAUUUCGCAAAGAGUCUACUUGAUGUUGCAGACAAUUUGGGAUGAGCUUCUUCAGUUGUCAAAGAAAGUUUUUCAAAGAUUGACACAUCUAAGGAUUCAUCUGGGGCUGCUCCACUUUUAAAAACACUUCUAGAGGGUGUUGAAAUGACAGAAAAACAACUUGUAGAGUGUGGUGGGAAAAAUACAUAUACACUUGGCGAAAUUAAUGAAAUUCGAAAUGAAUAGGCAACCAAGCUUCUUGAGCGGACGAGUCAUAGCUAGAGUAACUUUUGAAAUCAUAAUUAAAAAAUAUACUAAUUGUAGUUUUUAGUUAGCACUUACAUAGUUAUUCCAAGUCUAUAUUUUGAUCUUGCAAUUUUUAGAUUUUGAACAUACUGAGUUAUAUUGAUUUUGUCUGCCUAUUGAUUCUAUUUGAACUAUAUUGUAAUUACACAGGAAAUUAUGAAUGAAUAUAGUAUUGAAAAUAGAGAAAUGAAAAAAUUAUCAUAUUUUACAUGGGACGUCGGUCUCUACAAAACUGUCGUCUUAUGUAUUGCAGGGGACGGUGUUUACACAUAAAUUGUCAUCUCAUGUACUGCAGGAGGAUGACGCUUGAGUAGGAACUGUCAUCUCAUUUACUGCAGUGGAUGACGUUUACACAUAAACUGUCGUCUCAUGUACUACAAGAGAGAACGUUUGUAUAGGAACUAUUGUCUCAUGUAUGACGGGAGAUGACGCUUUUAUUUAAACUGUUGUUUCAUGCUUUACAUGGCAUGACAUUGCAUGGGACGACGGUAUUAGAACCGACAUAUGAGAGUCCAUACAACGGUUUAAAACCAUCGUCCCAUGUCAAUUUUGUAGUAGUGAUAUUGGCUAUGAUUU